AUGUCCCGUCUUGCCGCUGAGUUUGCAAUGAAAGAUCUUGGUCCGCUAAGUCAUUUUUUGGGUAUUCAUGUUCAACGGAAAGGUGACAAAAUGUUUCUCUCUCAACAGGUCUAUGCGAAAGAAAUCAUUGAUCGAGCUGGCAUGUCUUCGUGUAAACCCGUUGCCACACCAAUCGAUACCAAAACAAAGUUUGGUUCAAACUCGGGUUCUGAUUUCGAUGAUUCGACAUUAUACCGUAGUCUUGCGGGUGCCUUUCAAUAUUUAACGUUCACACGUCCCGAUAUUUGCUACGCGGUUCAGCAGGUUUGCAUGCACAUGCUUGCACCCAAAGUAGAUCAUUGGAACGCGCUUAAACGUAUCAUCCGAUACCUUCAAGGUACCUCUUCGAAUGGCCUAACUAUUAGUGCAUCCGUGGAUUUCUAUUUACGUGCGUAUACCGAUGCCGACUGGGCAGGGUGUCUGGAUACGCGCCGUUCUACUUCUGGUUAUUGUAUCUAUCUAGGCCCCAAUAUUAUCUCAUGGUCCUCUAAACGUCAGUCUGUCUUCUCUCGAUCUAGUGCUGAAGUCGAGUACAGGGGUGUUGAAAAUGUGGUCGGUGAAAUCUGUUGGCUAUGCAAUUUACUUUUGGAAUUACACAAACCGUUGACCACUGCUAGUCUUGUGUACUGUGACAAUAUUAGUGCUAUUUACUUGUCCGGGAAUCCUGUUCAGCAUCAACUUACUAAACAUAUUGAACUGGACAUUCAUUUUGUUCGUGAUUUGGUUCAAUGCGGGUGUAUUCGUGUGCUUCACAUUCCUACGAGAUUUCAGGUGGCUGAGAUAUUCACGAAAGGGCUACCUAAAGUUUUAUUUGAUGAUUUCCGGUCCAGUCUCAGCAUUCGUCCUCCUCUCGCUUCGACUGCAGGGGGGUAA
Molecule: messenger RNA, 912 nt
Organism: Helianthus annuus (common sunflower)
Lineage: Eukaryota; Viridiplantae; Streptophyta; Magnoliopsida; Asterales; Asteraceae
Exons: 1
Coding region: 1-912 (303 amino acids)
Source: RefSeq, a predicted model, not a curated record